AUGCGGACCAUUCUCGACGUCUACCGCGCUUCUCAGAAUACCCUCUCCUCUAUCCGCGUCGCUGCUGACCGCCACUUCAGUUUCAAGCAAGAGUUUGAAAAGGGCGUGACUUGUGUGGACCCCGAAUCUGCACAAGCGGUUCUUCGACGUGGUGGAGCAUUUGGGGUUAAGAAUGCGGGGCCGAAGACGAUUGUGCAGAUAAUGAAUGUGGAUGGGUUGACUCGAGAAACUGUUGCCAGUCAUCUGCAGAAGUACAUGUUAUAUAACAAGAGAAUGAAGGAGAGUCCAUCCGCUUCUGAUCACAUGUUUGCUUCGGCACCAGUUUUCCGUCAACAGAGCUUCGACGAGUCUCCAAGUGUUGGGAAUGUUGAUUAUAGUGAUAGUGGGCAUUAUGGGAUUAUGCCAAUUCCAAUGCAAUACCCACAGCUUAUGCCGAUACCUAUGACGAUGGGAAUAGCAGCAAAUAUGAAUUUAGUGGGUAGAUUUCAUGAUUUUGAGGCUCAUUCUCAUCAUAAUUACUAUCAGCAGCUCUAUAAUGGUAUUGCUUGGCAGAAAAUGGAUAUGUAUGUGAUGUGGAUCAUGCGACUUCGAAUGAUAAAUAAAUGUUUAGCCAGAGCUACACUGGUGAAUUGUUAG
Molecule: messenger RNA, 636 nt
Organism: Fraxinus pennsylvanica
Lineage: Eukaryota; Viridiplantae; Streptophyta; Magnoliopsida; Lamiales; Oleaceae
Source: the annotation of a GenBank genome assembly